AUGGUCCGAUCUCCUGGGCGAUGUCAUCCCAUCUGGGACAAGGCCCUGACUGAGGCAGUCACGCUUGUCGACAAAUGUGCCUCCGGUCAUGAAAAGGUCGAGAGCCAUGUGUUCUGGGAAUAUAUACACGGUGUCCAUAGAAUCAUCGAACUUGUUGCCAAGCUUCAGUCCGCUGCAUUGAGGGAUGUUCUAAGCCUCAUUUCGCGAACUCGUGCGAAGGUGGUUGCUUCUGCCUUUCUUGCCGCAGCAAAAAUGUGCCCUUAUAGUAUCCCACCCUCAUUUGCAACCGAUGAACAUGAUAUUUUAUAUUCAACAAUCUUCCUUCUUCCUCUCAUCAUGAAAGAGGACAAGGAGGACAAGGACUGGACUGCCUCGGAUUCCAACUUCCUCGCAGAACUCGCCAAGGCGAACGUCUCCGUCUGGAAGGCGACCUUCGAUUCGCUGUCUUUACUUGAGAAAAGUCCUGAACUGCACGAAGAGAAUUCCUUGCCCUUGUUUAUAGGUCUCUGGGCCCAGUACGGCGCCCUUCUGGGAAUUCAGAACCUCGUCGACCCUAUUCUUGGCUGCUGUAAUGCUGACUGCCCUCGGUUUCUUCAGGCAACAGAAUUCUCGAUUGGUCGAUGCUCUCUAUGCACGAAGGUCUGGUAUUACAGCAAAGAUUGCCAGCAAAAAGACUGGAAGCUUCAUAAACAUUAUUGUUUGGAGGGACAAGCGAAGCACAAGCGGUGA
Cyclocybe aegerita is the source of this 729-nucleotide messenger RNA. The record is from the annotation of a GenBank genome assembly. Lineage: Eukaryota; Fungi; Basidiomycota; Agaricomycetes; Agaricales; Hemipholiotaceae.